CAAGAGAGAGAAAGGGAGACUCUCUGGCUUUUAGCUGUGAUUUAGCUGUCUCUUUAGUCUUUAUGUAAUAUUUUCCCACACACGUUUCUCCAAAAUACCUAGGAAAGAAAUAAGUUAAACCCUCUCUUUCACCUUCUGUCUCUCUCGUCUUAGAUCUCAAGCUGAACAAUUUUUUUCUGCAAUCUCAAUUAGAAAAACCAGGAGCUUAAGAAAAGAAAAAAGUGGCAUUGUGUAAAUCAGAUGUCUCGUAUGAGAUGAAGAACAAAACCCACUUCAGUCUCCGUUCUUCUUUUCAUUUCUCACUUGUCAUUGCUGCCUUUCUCAGCACCCUAGUUUGCUGCUGCUCUGCUGAGCAGGUGCCCAUUGCUAGCCAUGGAGGGCUCACUGAUGCAGAAGCGCAGUACAUCAAACACCGCCAGCUACUCUACUACAGAGACGAGUUUGGUGACAGAGGGGAGAGGGUCUCUGUAGACCCUUCUCUUGUUUUUGAAAACUCAAGAAUUAAAAAUGCUUACAUCGCUUUGCAAGCUUGGAAACAAGCUAUUCUCUCUGAUCCUUACAAUUUUACUUUGGAUUGGGUUGGAUCUGAUGUCUGCAACUACACUGGAGUUUUCUGUGCUUUUGCUCCGUACAAUAAGACCAUCCGAACUGUCGCCGGUGUUGAUCUUAACCAUGCUGAUAUCGCCGGGUAUUUGCCGGAAGAGUUAGGGCUUCUUUCUGAUCUUGCAUUGUUUCACAUCAACUCUAAUAGGUUUUGCGGCAGUGUUCCUCACAAGUUCAAAAAACUGAAAUUGCUUUACGAGCUGGAUCUCAGCAACAACAGGUUCGCCGGAAAGUUCCCUGGUGUAGUUCUCAAGCUGCCGAAGCUCAAGUUCCUGGAUCUCAGAUUCAACGAAUUUGAAGGCACUGUGCCGAAGAAGCUUUUUGACAAAGAUUUGGAUGCUAUCUUUAUCAAUAACAAUCGUUUCCGGUUUGAAAUUCCGGACAAUUUUGGCAACUCUCCGGUUUCUGUAAUCGUCUUGGCGAACAACAAAUUCCAUGGCUGUGUGCCUUCCAGUAUUGGUAACAUGUCAAGACUCAAUGAAAUUAUCCUCUUGAAUAAUGGUUUGAGGUCUUGUUUGCCAUCGGAGAUUGGAGGGCUGAAGAACUUGACGGUUUUCGAUGUGAGCUAUAAUGAGCUUAGGGGUCCGUUGCCGGAGUCAAUUGGAGGAAUGGUGAGUCUUGAGCAACUCAAUGUGGCUCACAAUAUGCUUUCUGGGAGUAUUCCGGCGAGCAUUUGUCAGUUGCCGAAUUUGCAGAACUUCACCUUUUCUUAUAACUUUUUCACUGGGGAACCGCCGGUGUGCUUAAGUUUACAGUCGUUUGAUGAUAGGAGGAAUUGUUUGCCGUCAAGGCCGGUACAGAGGUCGGCAGCUCAAUGUAAGUCGUUCUUGUCGAAACGUGUGGAUUGUUCUUCGUUUAGAUGUACACCUUUCGUUCCUUCUUUGCCGCCACCGCCACCACCUUCACCGCCAAUGCCAGUGCCUUCUCCACCUGUUGUAGUUCCAUCACCUCCACCGCCUCCACCUCCGCCUCCUUCGCCCCCACCGCCAAUUUACUCCUCACCGCCUCCACCUCCUUCUCCUUCACCUCCACCUCCAGUUUACUCUCCCCCACCGCCACCUCCUUCACCACCUCCACCACCCCCACCAGUUUAUUCACCGCCACCACCACCUUAUUCAGCUUCUCCUCCGCCACCAUCGCCCUCACCACCAUAUUGUGUCCGCUCUUCACCACCGCCACCACCAAAUUCACCUCCACCUCCAUUAUUCUCACCACCACCACCGAAAUAUAGCUCACCACCUCCGCCACAACACUCACCUCCACCACCACAUUCACCGCCACCUCCAAUUUCUCCAUACUUAUCACCUCCCCCGCCACCACCUGGCCACUCACCGCCACCACCAUCUCCACCUCCUUGUAUAGAACCACCUCCACCUUCACCACCACCAUGUAUUGAAUAUUCACCACCUCCACCUCCUUCACCACCACCAUGUAUUGAAUCUUCACCACCUCCACCUUCACCCUUGCCAAAGCCGCCACAAUCGCCAUCUCCUCCACCGCCACCUGUAGUCUAUGCCUCUCCACCUCCACCAGUGCACUACAAUUCACCCCCACCACCAUCACCUGCACCGCCAGUUCCAUGUGAAAAUCCACCACCAUCUCCUUCACCGCCAGUUCCUACCCCAGUAUAUGAAGGGCCAUUGCCACCAGUGAAUGGAGUCUCAUAUGCUUCACCUCCGCCACCUCCCUUCUAUUGAUUCUUUUGAGAAUUUUCGUCCUCUAACCUUUCAUAAACUACACAAACAUAACUGCUUUAUUUUCCUCUUCGGGUUGGGCAAUUCUCGUCGCUCUGCGGAGGAAGAAAAAUAAAAGAGAUUAAAAAUGGUCUUCUGUGCAUAUAUUGGAAUUAAGUGAUCUCUUCGAGGUGAAAAAGAAGAGAAUAGAGAGGUAAGAGGAGAAAGUCUCUCCAUAUUUAUUUAAAUUGUUAUGAAUAUUUUGAUUUGUGAAAUAAAAAAUGGCAGAGAAAGAGUUUUAGAUUGCAGAGAAAGUGCACGUAUAGGGAUGAAUUGGUGACCAUUAUCAUCACAGCUUACAGAUUGCUUUGCUGGUGUUAGUGGUGGUUUUGGUUUACGAGUUUUUAUCCAUAUUAUCUCUUCUUCU
Mangifera indica (mango) is the source of this 2703-nucleotide messenger RNA. RefSeq names its product leucine-rich repeat extensin-like protein 3. The record is from RefSeq and is a predicted model, not a curated record. The coding region runs from base 255 to 2300 and encodes 681 amino acids. The transcript has a single exon. Gene Ontology annotation, molecular function: protein binding. NCBI's taxonomy places the organism in Eukaryota, Viridiplantae, Streptophyta, Magnoliopsida, Sapindales, Anacardiaceae.